Molecule: messenger RNA, 983 nt
Organism: Megachile rotundata (alfalfa leafcutting bee)
Lineage: Eukaryota; Metazoa; Arthropoda; Insecta; Hymenoptera; Megachilidae
Product: glyoxal reductase-like
Source: RefSeq, a predicted model, not a curated record
CUUCCAUUAAUCGCGUAUGGGUACAAAGGCAGUCGGUAUUUUAUGAAAAAUAAUACGUUCGCGUAAGUGUAUCAGAAAUUUUUAGAUAUGGCUGGUACAAUGCAGAAAGUUCAACUUUCAAGCUGUUAUGUUAUGCCUCUUAUUGGAUUUGGAACAUAUAAAAUUCAGGGAAGAGAUGUAAUAUAUGAAGUUGUUGAUGAAAGUUUAAAAGUAGGUUUUCGUUCUAUUGAUACAGCUGUGGUUUAUAGAAAUGAAGAAGAUAUUGGUUAUGCUUUAACAAAGUUAUUACCAAAAUAUAAUCUUCAGAGAAGUGAUAUUUUCUUAACAACUAAACUUUCACCAUCUGAAUUUGGCAAUCCAAAAGGCAUAGCAGAAUCUGUGCAAAGAUCACUUAAAGCACUUAACACUACAUAUAUUGAUUUGUAUUUAAUUCAUUGGCCAGCAGCUGCUCGUAUACCAGAAACUUCUAAAGACAACUUUGCUUUAAGAGCAAAGACCUGGAGUACAUUAGUAGAUUUGAAGAAACAAGGAUUGAUGAGAUCUAUAGGUGUAUCUAAUUAUACAAUAAGACAUUUGGAAGAAUUGUUACAAGAUCAGAAAGGUGAACUACCAGCUGUUAACCAAGUUGAAUGCCAUCCUCAUUAUCGUCAAGAAGAACUAAUUAAAUACUGUAAUGAGAAAGGCAUACAUGUGCAAGCAUAUUCUUCUUUAGGAACUAGUAAGAAUACUAGUCUUUUAAAAGAUCCAACUGUAACAAAAAUAGCUUCUCAACUACAUGUAUCUCCAGCACAACUAUUGCUAAAAUGGGCUCUUCAGCAAGGAAUUGGUGUUAUUCCCAAAGCUGUAAAGAAAGAACACAUAAGAAACAAUAUACAGUUAGAUUUUAUGAUUGAUGAAGAAAGUAUGAAUGCUUUAUCUUCUUUGCCUCAGUGUAAAUAUACAUGGGAUCCUUCCAAUGUGUAUUAAACAAGUGAAGAAAGAAA